Hypomesus transpacificus is the source of this 2002-nucleotide messenger RNA. RefSeq names its product X-box binding protein 1 (gene xbp1). The record is from RefSeq and is a predicted model, not a curated record. Gene Ontology annotation, cellular component: nucleus. Gene Ontology annotation, molecular function: DNA-binding transcription factor activity, RNA polymerase II-specific; RNA polymerase II transcription regulatory region sequence-specific DNA binding. Lineage: Eukaryota; Metazoa; Chordata; Actinopteri; Osmeriformes; Osmeridae.
CUAGUGCUACACCCAUAUCACUAUUAUUAGAGAAUUUACAGGGGUGAGAAGAUCCGGGAAACCUUAAGUUUCUUUGGGCGUUAGUUAUAAUACCCCUAUAUUUAUAAACUAUUCAGCCCAUAUCCCAACAUGGUGGUGGUCACAGCCGCGUCCGGCGGCACACACAAAGUGCUCCUGAUAUCUGGGAAACAGAGCGUUUCAUCCGGCGCAACACAGGGAAGCUUUAGCCGGUCAAUCUCGGUCGUUAUGCCGUCGUCUGCAAACCAAGCGUCGUCGGAUUCCGACUCCACUUCCUCCACGGGGCCUCCGUUGCGCAAAAGACAGCGACUCACACAUUUGAGCCCUGAAGAGAAACAGCUUCGCAGGAAACUGAAGAACAGAGUGGCAGCCCAGACCGCCAGAGACAGAAAAAAAGCCAAAAUGGGAGAAUUGGAACAGCAAGUUCUGGACUUGGAGAUAGAAAACGAGAAGCUUCACAUCGAGAACGAGCUUUUACGGGACAAGACGUGCGACCUCAUGAGCGAGAAUGAGGAUCUGAGACAAAGGCUAGGGCUGGACACUCUGGAGGUCAUGGACAAGGUCCAGGUGCUGGAGUCCAGUGGGAUGGAUGCAGGUUUGGAGACGGGGUCUUCUGAGUCCGCAGUACUCAGGCUACGUGUGUCCGCAGCAGGUGCAGGCCCACCUCUCCUACCUGAAGACGUCCCAAUGGAUCCAGCUGGUCCUGACGCUGCAGACUCUGAGUCUGAUCUCCUGUUGGGCAUUCUGGACAUCCUUGACCCAGAAUACUUCCUCCAGGGUGGUGGGGAGGAGCUCCAGGAGCAGGCACUGCUGCUGGGAGGAGGGGGGGCUCCAGUACCGGGCCCCGCACUUGCGCCUCUGGGGGCCGCACCAGUUAAGCUGGAGGCCCUUAAUGAACUGAUCCACUUUGACCACAUCUACACCAAGCCCGUGGAGGGCGUGUGCGAGGAAGGCGUGUGCGAGGAGAGCGUCACCGAGGUCAAGAUGGAGGAGGAGGUGCUGGUGGAGGAGGUGGUAGUGGUGGAGGUAGAGGAGGUGGAGGAGGAGGACGACGACGGUCGGAGCGUCAAGGAGGAGACGGAGGAGGUGGACAUCCCCGAGUCUCAGCCUGACGGCAGCGGGCUCUUCUCCGCCUCCCCCGCCCUCUGCGGCGGCUUCGACGAGGCGCCGUGCCUGGCGGAUGCCUACAGCGAUUCCGGAUACGAGCGGUCCCCUUCCCCUUUCAGCGACAUGUCCUCCCCCCUCUGCCCCGAGGGGUCAUGGGAUGAUGUGUUUGCCAACGAACUCUUUCCCCAGUUAAUCAGUGUGUGACCCCCCCCCAGCCCAUGAAUAUUGAUUCUCCUGCCAUUCAGUGUAGUAUUAAGUGACUACAGAACAUUUGCUUCAUAUUGAUGUAUAAGAAACUAUUUUACCGGUGAGUUCUCUCUAUAUCUCAAGAUUACUUUGUCCCUGGGAACAUUUCUCUUGGACACAAAGGCUUCAUAAAUACGUAUAAUCAGUGUAGUAAAGUACAGACUUGAGUGCAUUCAAGUAAAUGCAACACAGCCCCUAUUUCACCCUUCUUAUAUCCUGAGUUUAGGAGAUUCACUUGAGUGGAUGCUCGGGCUAAAGUUAAGAAAGUCAUCUCCACUAAUACAGCCGGACUGUACCAGGGGGUCAUCCUGCAUUGACUUGUGGGAGAAAGUUGUUGACAUUGUAAUUUUGGCAUAACUAAUUCUUCGUGGGGGGGUUUGUAGGAUUUCUAUUGUUUUGCUAGCAAAGACGAAAUGUGGGUGAAAAAUCCAGUAUUUUGUGUAAAUUGUCAAUUUUAAAGGGGAAUGGGACUGAUCGUUGAAAAUACAAAUUUUAUUUAUUUGUGUAUACCGCUUCGGAGUUCUCUGUAUGUAAUCUGCCUCAGCAUGUAAAAUGGCGUUCUCUACCUUUGGCCUUAGUGUCGCUCUCCUUGUAGCCAGUAAUCUCUGCAUUAAAAAACUUUUGCAUCGCA